Messenger RNA from Prorocentrum cordatum, 705 nucleotides. The record is from the annotation of a GenBank genome assembly. NCBI's taxonomy places the organism in Eukaryota, Dinophyceae, Prorocentrales, Prorocentraceae.
AUGGACUCCCUGGGCAAGCUUCAAGCAUCCAUGGAUGACAUCGCCAAGCAGGUCCACAAGUCCUGUACAGACCUCAGCAAGCAAGUCGAACGGCGCCUCGCCGACGUCGAACGACAUCAGCAGCAGACCGACUCCACUGUCCAGAAGCUGUCCGACAAGAUUGAGCGGCUCGAGCAGAUCUUGGGCCUCAUGCGAUCUGAAUAUCCCCCUGUCCGCGUGGAAGACUCCAGCUUUGACAGGGAUCCUGAUCCAACGGUGCUGGUACUCCGGGCCAAGGCUAUGCUGCCAAAAGCCAACGUCGACAAAGAUGCGGUGCAGCCGAUCCUCGAGAGGAACAAUCUCAGCCCGACUGACGUCAAGCUGGAGGGUGAUCCAGCUGGCCGCCGCCUCCUCCUCAGGCUCAAUGGCAACGCUCAGCUGGCCGCCAGGCGUUCAUUUCCUCGGACCCAGAAGCAGGUACAAACGGAACUUCUCACGAAGAAGCUCAAGGCGGCGCUCUCCGAGCUCUACCCAGCCCACAACUUCCAUGGCAACCGAGAUCGUGGCGAAAUCUCCACGCAGUGGAAGCCGCUGGUUCGCGCCACUCCUCAGCCUAGUCAGGGCUCCGAGCCGACCCUCGAGCUCGCCCGCGCGAGCCUGGUCCAGUUCGGCUUCUGCGCCGACCAGAUCCGCGCCAAGUUCAAGCUGUUGGCCCCGCCUGCAUAA